Molecule: messenger RNA, 3111 nt
Organism: Leishmania braziliensis MHOM/BR/75/M2904
Lineage: Eukaryota; Euglenozoa; Kinetoplastea; Trypanosomatida; Trypanosomatidae
Product: protein kinase
Exons: 1
Coding region: 1-3111 (1036 amino acids)
Biological process (GO): protein phosphorylation; intracellular signal transduction
Cellular component (GO): cytoplasm
Molecular function (GO): ATP binding; protein serine/threonine kinase activity
Source: RefSeq, a predicted model, not a curated record
AUGCUCGGGAACGGCCGCACGCUGGAGAAGUUACACUCCACCAUGAGCAUCAGCGAGGCAGAAAGUGGCAACAGCGGAAGCGGGGCCUUGAGAGUUCAGGCCGGCGCGAGUGACGAGUCAGGCAAGUUUGACAAGGCCAUGAAGACGUACCAGAGGUCCAUGGCCAUUAGGCGGCGCCUGGCAAACAUGUCGGCCAGCACCACGUGCUUUCCCGACAACAGAGGCGACGGCAGUAGCGGCAGCGGCGGUGCACUCAAUGAAGUGAACACCGCCGCACAGACCUCAUCGAGCUCACUACGCGGUCCCCAGCUCCGUUCAUCGGUCCUAAUCACACGCGUGGCGCCUGCGCCAUCCACCGCAUCUGUUGCCUCUUCGCAGCGUCCACGAGUGCUGCCGGAGAUAGCCGCCAGUGUUGUGAAGGCGUCCAAGACGACGGCGAUAACUUCGUCGCCGACGACCACACUUGGCGCCGGGUCCGCCAUCGAGACUUGCUCGUCAAUGACAGCGUCGAUUCCGCACGCGCACGUGCUGCCGCCGGUACUCAGCACAGCCACACGCCCAUCCAACCCACCUUUCACCCAGGAGAAAACGGCGCCAUCGUCCUCGUCGCCCCUGUGCGUGACUGUUCAGCUGCGAAGGAGCGCGAAGCACGGCAAUUCUGACCGAGACAAUGCAAAUGACUCCAGUAACGGCGAGGAGGACGCGGUGGUGCAGAAGAACACUCUCGACAGCAGCGCACCUAUCGACCCCCCUCGUCUCCUCCCCCUCGCCUCAGGAUGGGGGCUCAUUGCGUAUGACCCGAAGGUCGUCGCCGAGCGACAGCGCACCGCUGCGUGGCACAACAGCCGGAGCUUUGACGGCGGUACUCACGACCACGCUGACCAGCUCUCGGCCUCGACAACAGACUCGCGGCAGCCGUCGCAGACACCGUCUUUUCACCAGAUGAUGGGCGGCACCUACGAUGUGCCGACGCUGGGCACGAUUUUCCGCGGUCCCUGCAACGGUGUCGAUAGGCGGCAGCAGGGUCACCAAUCCCUGCUAGCACCACCUUCGUCAGCUCGUGCACCCAUACCAGCAGCGACGCUGGCACGGCUACACUCGAAGAAGUCAAUCACCGCAGCAGCCGUGGAACCCAUGUCGUCGCCAUCAGCGUCAACGAGCCUGCAGCUCUCGCCCUCACUCAUUUUAAAGUCGUCUGUAUCAUCCCCUGCAGCCGCAGUGAUACAGCAGGUACCUCCGGUACCGGCGUCAUCGUUGGCAGCAGCACGAGCCCAAGCAACACAGAUAGGCGACAACGACCUCUCAUACCUAGCGUCGCGCUUUCCUGCGCAGGUGGCAGCCGAGGAAGACCAACGCACCUCGCGCACGGCCGCUAAGGCCCGCCCAGAGGCGAACGAACGCAGUACAGGCAAAGGCCGUGGUGGUGUACACGCGGGUGAACCUCUUGCAAUGGUCAGGAUGCCAGCGUCAGAUUUGAACCUCAAGCCGAGCGAAGCGAACGUCACACCAACGGUGACGUCGCCGCUGGGCAAGAACUUGGCAAGAACGACAACGGCGCAAUUUUACUCCACUGCUUCACUGACGAAGACGUUCGACGGUGCGGAGUACCUCAAUGACUACAUCCUACUGAGCGACAUUGGAAGUGGUGCCACAGGGCGCGUCGUUCUGGCCUUCAGCCUCAGCAUGAACAAGACUGUGGCUAUUAAGAUCAUUCUGAAACCGAAAGAGAAUAACCGGUUGCAGCGUCGCGCGUCGGCCUCGACGCUCGGGUCCGGGCAGCGCAGCGAAAAAGGAGGCGGUAGUGGUAGAAGAACCGUGGGCGCACUGGCUACAACGGCACCUAAAGACAUGCAGAACUGUAUGCUGUCCUUCUCUUCGACUGAGAGACAGAGCGAGCGCACCAAGACGUCGCCGACCCCACUAACGACGGUUGCGGGCAAGACGCGUAAUGUGCAGCGCGAGAUCGAGGUUAUGAAGGACCUCAACCACCCCAACAUCGUUCGCCUUUACGAGGUCAUCAAUGACCCUAAGGCAAACUCCCUCUUCCUGAUCCUACAGUAUGUGGAUAGAGGCGCUGUCGCGCAGCUGGACUCAACCGGACACAUUCGAGCCUCGCUGCACCCGUGGACGCUUCUGCCGAUCGCCACACAAGUCAGUGACAGCCUCGUGUACCUGCAUGAGCAACAUAUUGUCCACCGCGAUAUCAAGCCUGAGAACAUCCUCGUUAGCCGCGACGGGCACGCCUUUCUCGCCGACUUCGGCGUGGCAGAACUGAUGAAUGGGGAGACAGGCCAACCAACCGCCGCCACGCUCGCCUAUCAGGGCACACCGCUGUUCAUGGCUCCUGAAAUUUACGCUGGGGUCGAUGACGAAGAGGAGGAUGAAGACGCCCAGCAAACGCCCGGUGGGUGCACACAACGGAGGAGCAGCGAUGAUUCUGGCCAGAGCAGCAGCAUGAAGGCGAGCCUCUCUCGCGAGGAGGAGCGAGGCCUGCGUGUGAUUGACCCAUUUGCCCUCGAUGUCUGGUCGCUAGGGGUUACCUUCUACACACUGCUCAUCGGCCAUGUGCCCUUCACCUCCAUGCUCCAGAUCCGACAGACGGUUCAGCAAGGGGUAAACAUACCGACCUCUCUCCCAGGGGAGUGGCGCACCGUGCUGCGACGCACCAUGGAGCCCCGUCAAGAGUCGCGGAUCUCCUCGGCUGAGCUGCGCCACAUGCUGCACGCGAUGCUAGCCGAGCAGGAGGCCGCAGAGGUGACGGCUGGUGAACGCAGCCGGAAGGAGUCGCGUAGCACAACGCUGAGCGGGCCUCGCAACGCUUCCCACCAGUCUAACACUGCGAGUCCAUCCACGCGUAGAGUAAGUUGCGCUGCUGACACGGGAGAGGAGAGUGUAAACCUUAGCAGCAGCAGCAGCGGCAGUGGCAAUGAAAGCAUUAUUAGUGGUAGUGGCCACCGCUUGGUUUCAUCCUCGCACUUCACCAGCGAUGACGACGGUGACAGCAGCGACGAUACAACUGAUACAAGCAGGCACGACCAUCGCAACCUCGACCUCAGCAUCAACUCCUCCGUCCUCGACGUACUGCGGCCGACGAACCCGAAAAAGAGGUGA